AUGGCGACCAAUGCUGCGACCGGCCCUGGUGGAAUGCUCAACCGUUCUACCGGCAUAGAGGAUGAACUUCGCGCUAUAACACCAGAUUCCAGCGAGUAUGAAAAGGAUUACAACCCUGAUUCAAUGUCGCUCACGUCAAGUGUUACCGACUAUCCCGUGGAAAAUGGCAGGAGAUAUCAUCGAUAUCAUGAAGGAACAUACCUUUACCCCAACGAUGAAACGGAACUGGACAGAUUGGAUAUGCAAUAUGAAUUAAUAAGAUUGAUAAACGAAGGGAGAAUAUUCUUUGCGCCUUUAAAUAACCCUGAACGGCUUCUUGAUAUUGGCACAGGCUCGGCUGAAAUGUUUCCUGAGGCUGAAAUCAUUGGCACCGAUUUAUCCCCUGUCCAGCCGGGUCAAGUGCCACCGAAUGUUCAAUUCUACGUCGACGACGCCUCAGAAUCAGACUGGCUAUGGCCCAAAGACCAUUUUGACUAUAUCCGCUCAUCAAUGCUCCUCGGUGCUCUUGACUCCUACCCAUCCCUCAUAAAAACAGCGCUCACCUAUAUAAAACCCGGCGGCUACAUGGAAUGCCACGAAUGGGACAUAUCCCUGUACUGUGACGACGACACGUUACCUCCGCAACAAGACGAUUUUCGGAGUGCACACGCUUUCCAGAACUGGCUUCAAUAUUGCCGUCUGUCCACAGGCAACUUGGAUAGACCCGUCUUUGUUGCACACCAAAUUGCCAAUUGGAUGAAAGAAGCAGGGUUUGAGGAUGUCCAAGAACGCAUUUCUAAAGUUCCAUUGAACCCCUGGCCCAAGGACCCGCACUUGAAGCGUCUUGGUGCGUGGAGCGAAAGAAACUGGCUCGAUGGAAUUGCAGCAUUCUCCUAUGCGCCCUUUGGUGCAAGGGGGCUAGGAUGGACCCAAGAAGAGAUUGAAGUUUUCCUGGUGGAUGUGAGGAAAAGCAUCCAGGACCGCAAAGUGCAUGCGUACCAACGGUUUCAUGUCGUGACCGGUAACUGA
This is a messenger RNA of Microsporum canis CBS 113480, 1008 nucleotides long. RefSeq lists its product as hypothetical. Gene Ontology annotation, molecular function: methyltransferase activity. The record is from RefSeq and is a predicted model, not a curated record. The coding region runs from base 1 to 1008 and encodes 335 amino acids. NCBI's taxonomy places the organism in Eukaryota, Fungi, Ascomycota, Eurotiomycetes, Onygenales, Arthrodermataceae. The transcript has 6 exons.